Molecule: messenger RNA, 815 nt
Organism: Cercospora beticola
Lineage: Eukaryota; Fungi; Ascomycota; Dothideomycetes; Mycosphaerellales; Mycosphaerellaceae
Source: RefSeq, a predicted model, not a curated record
GAGUUUAUGCGGAGCACAUCGGAGGCAGUUGCUCUCGCCAUCUCGUGAUUGCAGUCGAAACACUAUACAUGCAGCUGUUUCCGCUGAGACAGAGCCUCUAUGUGCAUUUCUUCUGACGAAGAUCAUUGCAACCAGUGAUCCGAAAUGGCAUUUACAUCAUCGUGCUCGCUGGUCGAAGCCAGCAUGAAGCAGCUCAGCAGAGCACUUGUCAACAACGCCAGACACACCACUCGUUCAUUCGCGACAAGCAGGUCACGCUACACUAAUGCCUAUCCCGCAUUAUCGACAAAAGCCCACGCAAGCAUUUCCGACAUUCUCGCACAGAAUGUGGCGGCUGGGAACCAUCGAGUCACCGCUGUGCAAUGCACAAUACUGGACAGUCCCGUCCUGGAUACGAGCCUAGGAUCCGCCAGACAUUCUCAAACAGAUCUCGAGGAUACUAGGCUAGGCAAUACCAAGAUCAAACUUGCAACAUCAGGCAUUCCUGAGAGGCUGGUGAAGGUCCAGGCGAUGGUGGAGAUGGUUGUCAAAGCAAAAGAAAUCGGCGUCUCUGAGGAGAUCACUUCGAUGGACAUUUGAAUUCUGUGGCCGGAUUUGCAAACGAUGGGCAACGCUAGGCGUCACUUUUUGGCGCACAUUACAGCAUAGAGCGCGGAUUGAGAAUGGGAAGUGCGAUCCUCAUCACUGGCGCUGGAGAUUAAAGCUCAUCAGUACUUGGCGCCAACGAAACGAUCGAUAGUUUGCAACGCUUGCUUGGUCAGAAAAUACCUUUAUCGCGACAACAAACCGCAAGCGCCUCAGUUCACGUCCAUUUG